This is a messenger RNA of Cuscuta europaea, 1457 nucleotides long. The record is from the annotation of a GenBank genome assembly. NCBI's taxonomy places the organism in Eukaryota, Viridiplantae, Streptophyta, Magnoliopsida, Solanales, Convolvulaceae.
AAUAGAACGAAGUACGAACGAAGGGAACCGCAAGUCUGAAGCUUUGAACUGCGAAAGGUCGAAGGAAAUACAGAACGAAAUUACAAACGAACUACGAAGGGGACCUGUGGUCUGCGGAGUGCCGAGUGCGGAAUACCGAAGACGGGAAGAAAAAGCCGCCGACGACCGCCGCCAGCCAGCCCCAGGCUCCAAGCCUCCAGCCUGCCACCACCGCGCCACGCAGCGACGCCCCGCUUGACCGCCUCCAGUCUCCAGGACCACGACCGCACCAGUCCGGCAGUCCACUGUCCACGCUAGGCCUCUACCCGCAGUGACCCGGUCCCCAUUUUCUCAGGACUGGCCCUGCCCUCGGUCCACCCAUCGAAAACACAUCACGACGCUGUACUUUGUUUUUCAUAUAAAUAAAGGUUUCCCGUUCAAUUUUGAUAAUCUUCAAUAAUGGCCUAUGCUCAAAUUGGUAGAAAUGUCAUCCGCCGCCAGCUUUCUGUUCCGGACAGAGGGAUCCACCAUCCAUUGUUCUAUGCCGCUCAAGGGCUCCGCUACAGAAAAUUGGAAGUUAUUCUCACUAAUAGCAUUGAGAAGCUUGGGAAAGCAGGUGAUACGGUCAAAGUCGCACCUGGUUUUUUCCGGAACCAUCUGAUGCCAAAGUUGCUUGCUGUCCCUAACAUUGAUAAGUACAGGCAUCUUCUCAAAGAUCAGAGCAAGAUUUACCAACCCAAAGAAGAUGUAAAGGUUAAUGUGAUUCCACAAACAAACGAAGAUAAGAUGAAAGAAUACCAGGCAGCAGCCAACCGCCUUGAUAGAACUGUGGUGGUUGUGAGGAAAUUCAUCAAAGUUGACAAUGAGAUACGGGAACCCGUAACUAAAGAAGAAAUUGUAGCAGAGGUUGCAAGACAGCUUUCAGUUAGCAUAGAACCUGAGAAUGUGCACUUGCCCUCUCCCUUGUCAUCUUUGGGUGAGUUUGAAGUGCCACUGCGCCUGCCUAGGUCCAUCCCUCUGCCUGAGGGGAAGCUUCAUUGGGCUCUCAAAGUCAAAAUCCGGAGAAAAUAAAUGUUGGGUGUCACCGACUGUCACACCUCAUCGAGUAUGCUAAAAUAUAUGUCUGUAGAGGAAGUCGCUAAGAGACACACCAAUGAGUAUCGGGAAUCAUUAUGGCUUUCUCAUGAAUGAACUUGCUUGAUGGCAAUCUGAUACAUAAGGGUGCAUGACACAGAACCGAAUAGUGAGUGCAUCUAUUUAAACGGUUCUAGAGAUUUUUAUCCCGAACUAAAGCCAUACUGCACCGUUUGAAACGGGGACAAGACCGGUUUUAGAUUUUGAGAAACGAAAAAUAUCGAACCAGACCGUACUAAAAUAAUUUAUUUGAGAUUUUUUCUAUAUUUUCCAUCCAUAUAAAUCUCUUAUCCUGACCAACAAUUUUUUAGUCAAAGUAUGCUUUCAUUCGUCCUUAAAGUAGC